AUGGUCGUCAUCAAAGCUCUGGCAGCUCUGGCAUCCCUGGGGUUGACCAUAGCAGCACCGCAAGCUUCAGUGUCACCGUCGGCUGUGAACUCUCCCAGUCCAUCCGCAUCAAGUUCAGCGACUCUUACUACUGAGGAGACGGAAGAUCUGUACAGUCUUCAUGAAGAGCUAGUCAACAUCCCCUCUAUCUCUGGGGAUGAAGUCGAAUGCGCGGAGUUUAUAUCAAAAUAUCUCUCAGAUCUGGGGUACUACGUCGAAGAAAUCCCUGCUGGAGACACUGGCACUUUCAACGUCUUCGCUUAUCCCCAAGAGCUCAAAGAUGAGGGAGUUUGGCCGGAGGUUCUGAUCACUAGUCAUAUCGACACUGUGCCUCCAUUCUACCCAUUCGAGCGCAAGGAAGAGAAUGGCACAGUCUACCACUUCGGUCGUGGCUCGGUCGACGCAAAGGGCCCCGUGGCAACCAUGAUCAUCGCCUCCCACAAGCUCUUCCAAUCCAGAACCAAUACGCCUAGUCUAGGCAUGCUAUUCGUUGUCGCAGAAGAGACUGGUGGCGCCGGAAUGAGAGCCUUUGCCGAGUACGCAUCCAACACCACCUUCCGCGCAGGUAUCUUCGGCGAACCAACGGAAGGCAAGCUAGCUAGCGGACACAAAGGAUAUCUGGGUGUGAGCUUGGAUAUCACAGGCCGUUCGUCUCACUCCGCAUAUCCCUGGCUCGGUGUGAGCGCCAUCAAUUAUCUCGCCGAAGCCAUUGUUGGACUGAACAUGCUUGAACCGGCUCUACCGAGAAGUGAGCUACUAGGCGCAACAACUCUCAACGCUGGACUUGUUGCAGGUGGAGUCGCUAGCAAUGUCGUUCCCGACCAUGCUAACGCAAGCAUCGCCGUUAGAAUAGCUCGCAGCGAAGACGACGCAGUCGAUCUUGUGCAAGACAUGAUCGCUGGAAUGCUCUCGCCGUUCGAGACGCGCGCAAAGGGGGAAAACGCUAGUUUCGAGGUCGUCUUCUCGAAUGCUAGGUAUCCAGCUGUCAUCCUCGACACUGAUGUUGAGGGCCUGGAAGUCGCGCCUGUGUUCUUUGGAACGGAUAUUCCCAGCUUGCCGCAAGUGGAUAAGAAGUAUCUGUUUGGUACAGGCACAAUUGAGGUUGCGCAUACGCCUGAUGAGAUGUUGAGUCAAGAUGAACUUGUGCAGGCGGCGGAGGCGUACGGCAUGAUCCUCGACAGUCUGUUUUCUGAGUAG
Alternaria novae-zelandiae is the source of this 1236-nucleotide messenger RNA. RefSeq lists its product as uncharacterized. The record is from RefSeq and is a predicted model, not a curated record. The transcript is spliced from 2 exons. Gene Ontology annotation, molecular function: hydrolase activity. Lineage: Eukaryota; Fungi; Ascomycota; Dothideomycetes; Pleosporales; Pleosporaceae. Bases 1 to 1236 code for a protein of 411 amino acids.